Molecule: messenger RNA, 942 nt
Organism: Olea europaea var. sylvestris
Lineage: Eukaryota; Viridiplantae; Streptophyta; Magnoliopsida; Lamiales; Oleaceae
Product: E3 ubiquitin-protein ligase RNF5-like
Exons: 2
Coding region: 137-835 (232 amino acids)
Biological process (GO): ubiquitin-dependent protein catabolic process
Cellular component (GO): endoplasmic reticulum
Molecular function (GO): ubiquitin-like protein conjugating enzyme binding; ubiquitin protein ligase activity
Source: RefSeq, a predicted model, not a curated record
AAAACUCGUUCUUUUAUUUAUACUUUACAGCGUUUUGGGACAAUCAAUUGCUCUCUGUUUUUCGUUUUGCAGAUCAAAUAACAAAUACUCCUGUGAUCCACAUUUGGGAAGCAUUUAUAUUUGAAUAUUAGAUAAGAUGUCAAUUGAUGCCCAAGAUUCGACUACCAGGGCACGAGAGAGUUUGACUUCCUCUAGAAGCGACAGCGACCAAGCUGGUGAUUUUGAAUGCAAUAUUUGCUUUGAUUUAGCACAAGACCCAAUAAUAACCCUUUGUGGUCACCUCUAUUGUUGGCCUUGCCUCUACAGAUGGCUACAACUUCACUCAUAUUCUCACGAAUGCCCUGUUUGUAAGGCCCUAAUACGAGAGGAAAAGUUGAUACCUUUAUAUGGCAGAGGUAAGAUGCCAUGUGACUCAAGAUCGAAACAUGUUUCAGGCAUCGAAAUCCCUAAUCGACCAGCAGGGCAGAGACCUGCUACUGCUUCGCCUCCAGAUGCAAAUAACUUUACUAACGUAGUUUUGGGAAUGAUGGAUGGAUUUGUACCAAUGGUAUCUGCAACAUUCGGUCAUUUUGGAAUGUCUGCUGGUUUUGGUGGGGUGUUUUCCCCUAUUUUUAACGUCCAGCUUCAUGGAUUUUCAAAUGCAAGUGGAUUUGGUGCUACAUCUGGGUAUCAUUUUGGAAAUGCUCAUUCUUUUCAUGGUAAUAAUGGUGGCCACGUUUAUAGAGAAACCGGUCAAGCUCAGCAGGCAAAUGAGGGUUUAAAUGCUGAUGAAACUCUGAAGAAACUUGUGCUAUUUAUUUUUGCUCUUGCGCUGCUUGCUUUAUUUCUUAUGUAAAUGAAUUUUGCUCAUAAGCCCAAUUUGUUUGUAGUCUUAUCUCUUAAUUUUCUUGGUUUGUACUAUUUUCCAUGAAAACAUACCAAGUUCUGUUCUCUAGUUGUCCA